Messenger RNA from Planococcus citri (citrus mealybug), 713 nucleotides. RefSeq names its product multiple coagulation factor deficiency protein 2 homolog. NCBI's taxonomy places the organism in Eukaryota, Metazoa, Arthropoda, Insecta, Hemiptera, Pseudococcidae. The record is from RefSeq and is a predicted model, not a curated record. The coding region runs from base 160 to 630 and encodes 156 amino acids. The transcript has 5 exons.
CCAUCUCUAGCCUGUUUUCCAAAUAUCACAUAAUAUCGAUCGACGCAGGUGCGAUAAAAGCUCAAGUACUAUGAACCUACAAGUAGUCUGAGAACUUGCUCUUCGCUUUGUUCGCGAUACCGACAAAAACAUCAAUAAGCCAGGGAUCAUGCCGCAGUAAUGCUACCGAUUAUUUUACUUCUGCUGGGUACUUUGAUCGAGGCUAAAGGACCACAUCAUCCGCAUGCCAGUCAUCAUCACUACCAUCCGCAACCUUCACCUCAUAAAAAACUAACCAAAGAUGAACAUAUUUUGCAUGAUAAACAGCAUAUAAACGAAGACCUUGGUGAUAAAUGGUCCGAUGAUCAGUAUUUGACCGAUGAAGAAAUGGAGUUCCGAUAUUUCAAAGUUCAUGACUAUGAUAAUAACACCAAACUGGAUGGAUUAGAGAUUUACCAGGCUAUUAAACAUAGUUUGGAUUACUCAAAUUCAGAUGUACUUACCGAGGCAAAGAUUGAAAAAGAAGAUACUAUAAUUGGAUUAAUCGAUCAAGUACUUCUCGAAGACGAUACCGAUUUCGAUGGUUACCUAAGUUACGCUGAAUAUGUUAUUGGAAGACAGAAAGAGAAGGAUAGAAGAAAUAAAAAAUAAAUUCAUCUUCCAAAUUUUAAUGUCCGCCAUUUUAUGUGUGUUAUAUAUGUGUAUGUUAUUGAAAUAAAUUCGUUUUUAUUUUA